GAGAACCGCUCCACUGGUGUCUCUGACUCCGGGAUGGCUGCAGUUUCGGCCGCAGACUCGAGUCCGGGGUUCACUAAAAUAACCCCCGAGAUUCUGCAGGAGACGCUCCGACUGUUCAACCUGAGCCGCCAGGAGUUCAUCAACAUCUACAAGAUCCAGCCGCUUGUCUACGUCCCCGAGCUGCCCUACAGCGCCAAGACCACUUUCGUCGUCAUCUACGUGGUCAUCUUCGUCCUGGCUCUGGCCGGCAACAGCCUGGUCGUCUACAUCGUGGUGAAGAAGCGAGCCACCCAGACCCCCACGGAUGUUUUCGUGUGUUCUCUGGCGGUCAGCGACUUGCUCAUCACUUUCUUCUGCAUCCCCUUCACUUUGCUGCAGAACAUCUCGUCGGAGUGGGUCGGAGGGGUGUUUUUUUGCAAAAUGGUCCCCUUCAUCCAGACGACCGGGAUUGUGACCGGAAUCCUGACGAUGACCUGCAUCGCCAUAGAAAGAUACCAGGGCAUCGUGUUCCCGCUAAGAACCAGAAGGCAGUAUUCUUCAAGAAGAGCGUACAAGGUGCUAGGAUAUGUUUGGAUGGCCUCAGUCGUCGUCAGCUCGCCAAUGCUGUUUGUGCAGCAGCUGCAGGUGAAGUACGACUUUUUGUACGACCACAACCACGUGUGCUGCCUGGAGACUUGGCCCUCGGUCACCCACCGACAGGCCUACACCACCUUCAUCAUGGUGGUCCUUUUCCUGCUUCCCCUGGCUGCCAUGCUGUUCCUCUACACGCGAAUCGCCAUUGAGCUGUGGAUUCGAAAGAGAGUGGGCGACUCAUCCGUCCUCAACACCAUGAAUCACCAGGAGAUCAACAAGAUAUCCAAGAAAAAGAAGCGUGCUGUGAAAAUGAUGAUCACCAUUGUUGUGCUUUUCACCAUCUGCUGGGCACCGUUCCACACCGUGCACAUGUUGUUUGAAUACUACGACCUGGAGAACAAAUACGACGGCGUGACGUUCAACAUGAUCAUUGCGGUGGUCCAGGCCAUUGGCUUCUUCAACAGCUUCAACAAUCCCAUCGUCUAUGCGUUCAUGAACGAGAACUUCAAGAAGAGCUGCGUCUCAACUCUCGCCCUCUGCAUCAGGAAGCCCGACCAGCAGGGCGGCGCUGUGGUGGCGCCCAAACUGAACGUGCAGUUCAUCAAACCCCAAUGCAGGGAGGCGUUUGUCGAGACAGACAAGCCGCUUGAGCCCAGACAACCGGAGCACGAAAGCCCUUUGAAUUCUUUGGAGGGCCGCAGCUCUGCAGAGAUCAUUGGCGAUCAAAUCUCGACUAUCCAGACGGAACUGGCUGCUAACAGCUCAUCUCAGGUCAAGUGACUGGCAUUCCAAUUAAGGACUUGAAAUAGCAGCACGGGGAGGGGAUGGCCGCUCACGUGAAUGCUCAUGUAUUUCACCUCAGCGGAUGGUAUAAAAUAGAACCAAACUGAGCCGAGGACACAGAUUUGUGAAAUAAGUUUCCGCACCCAGGCAAAACGUCUUUUUCCAUGGUCACCAGGCAUCGUCAUUCUUAAUCUCCCGAGUGUUGUGUGGUUUAUAAGAUGUGUGUACAUGUAAAAGUGUAAAAAGCGUCAAGUAGCCAUUUGUGAAACAACUCUACUACCUCGUGUGAUAAAGUUAUUUCAGAAUUUUCAAUUCAUAUUUGCUCUCUGAAUAGCUGCAGAUCUGAGGGAAACAGAAAACACCAAAUGACAAAGUGCUUUUCUGCCAAACUAUGGGUGAACAACUCCAUGCAUGAGCAGCACCUUUAUCAAUGUCUUUUAUGAGUUCUGGACUUGUAUACUGCCGAACAGUGAAAACACAUGAGCAUGAAUGAUAAAGAAAAAGCACAAUCACUUUCAAGCUUUUGCAACCGACCUUGAGGCAAAGAGCAGUUCAGUGUUCAGCCAUAUAUUUUAAGAAAGCAACGCAGAUGGAUUAUGCUCUUUUUGUGAUCGCAUUUUGUCAGUAUCGAAAGCAGCAAAAACAACGCAGCUAGACUGUGAUGUAAACAAUGAUGGGCACCGGUAAAAUUGUUCGGGAUCUGGAGGAAUAAAGAAGACUUUGCCAGUGAACAUUAAACAGCUACUUAUAGCAGCUACAUGUGCUUCUUUGACAUUUGAGGCUCCAUUCGAAAAGUUACAGAAAAGCGACGGAAACAAUCAGUCAUGAAGUUCUGUGUGGGUGAAGUUUUGUGUUUGUGUCUCUGGUUUUCUCCGGCGGUGUUUAACACUGGGCAUCUCUUGAUUCAUGUUACCUGUGAAUAGAACUGUAGCUUGGCCUUAUUGAUGGACAACGCAACUGUAUGUCAGAAUUUCUGAAAAUACAGCAUUUUAAUGUAAGAUGUAUUUUAUGAUGUAUUUAUUUCAUCAAGAGUCAGUUUUACUUUUUGAUUCUUCAUUUUUUGGGUCUGUGUUUGAGUGGCGGUAAAUCUAUUCUAGAGACAUUUGACAAACCGUCCUGGUGUUCAGAAUACUGAAGCAGGCUUUGGGAGAUGUUGCAACUCAUCUGAAACAGUUUACUUGCCUCUCCCUUUAAGACGGCCUCUUUCGUUCCACAACAAAUGAAUACUUUUGAAGAGGAGUUUUUCAUUUCACAGGCUGCCGAAUUACGUGCCGUGUCAAUGUUUUUGAUGUUAAUGACUUCUCAUCUGUUAUGUAAUAUUUUGCCAAAAUUUUGAUUCAUGUGACACUCAAUGAUUGAUACACUGUUCAAAAUGAGGCUGUUUGUGUCGGGGAGUAACUGGAUUCAGUCGUACAUGUUGCUUGUAAUCUGCUGUUACUUUUGUCUCAGAGUCACAAAGAGCCGCCCUGCUGUUUUGCUUGAUAAUAAAUAUAUUUU
Molecule: messenger RNA, 2853 nt
Organism: Synchiropus splendidus (mandarinfish)
Lineage: Eukaryota; Metazoa; Chordata; Actinopteri; Syngnathiformes; Callionymidae
Gene: qrfprb
Product: pyroglutamylated RFamide peptide receptor b
Exons: 6
Coding region: 34-1353 (439 amino acids)
Biological process (GO): G protein-coupled receptor signaling pathway
Cellular component (GO): membrane
Molecular function (GO): neuropeptide Y receptor activity
Source: RefSeq, a predicted model, not a curated record